GACUUCGAUGAUGCAACGAUGGAGGCAUGCCAAGAGAGACCCAAGACCUCGCCCAAUCGCGAAGAAAAGGACGAUAGAGGAAAAGAAUGGGAGGUGGGGAACCCUCACCACCGAGGUCCAAAGUUGGAAUCGACCGCUGACAACGAUUUACCACGAAACUUGGAUCCCGUCGAAUUCGGCACGCUUGAGAUGGAAUUCGAUAUACAAUCGAGUUCAAGUGGCGACUCUCCUAAUUCGCUUAUCUCCAAUA
Molecule: messenger RNA, 250 nt
Organism: Acaulospora colombiana
Lineage: Eukaryota; Fungi; Glomeromycota; Glomeromycetes; Diversisporales; Acaulosporaceae
Source: the annotation of a GenBank genome assembly